AUGCCUAUUUUCGAAUAUAAGAAUAAAGAACUGGGUUUCCUGGUGGCUUACAAAGCAGCCGGGAACGGCCGCUUGAGUGCAGCGAAGUCGGAGCAGUGGGUUAGAACCUGCGAGAGGGGUAACAACCCGUGUGAGCAGGUUUGGUCGAGGGUUGCAUCCCUCCAGCUUCUACGGCUGCCUCCGCCCGCUCCCGCACCAACGCUGGCUCACGGCGCACCCUCCGCAAACGCUGCCGACAACUUGUCUCCCGCUAGCGCUAACGAGUGGGGCGAUCCCAGCACCUGGCCGGACUACAAGCGCGCCUCGACGAACGUCUGGCGUCCGCCCUUCAACGCGAACACGGGGAACGUUCAGUUGAACAGGAAGAGGGAGGAUAUCAUGGCGAAGGGAGAGGCGCUGAAGGAGGGGGAAUAUUUGUCGGAGGUGGACGUGUGGAGCGUCCCUGAGACGCACGGGUUGGAUUCGAAGCGUCCGGGUUUGAUGAACAGGAAACCGUGCAGGCAGUGCCGCAAGCUGGGCAUGCCUUGCAUUUAUCGAGGCACUCAUAUCUGCCUGAAGUGCUACGUCACGAAGGGGAAGUGCCUCAGCGCUAAGCGUCCGAGCCGCUCGGUUCUGCGCGCGGCACCCGUCAAGGCGGAUGUCGCCAUCCGGCGGGCGUUCAUGCUCGAUCUCGAGCGGAAGGGUUGGAUCCCGCCCUUGGGAUACAAGAAAUGGUUCAAUAGGAACUGGCAGAGCCAUCAGCGCCCGAAGGGCGCCCCCCGCACCGCACCGCCCCCCCUCGCGCCUGGCCUGACGUCCGCCACGAAGGACGAGGAUUCGGACAGCUCGUCGUCGUCGUCCUUGUCGUCUGCGUCGUUGGAGGAGGAGGAGGACGAGAUUUCGGACUCGGACAGCGAGUCAAGCGAGGACGAGGAGAUGCGCAAGGCGCGCAAGGCAAAGCGUAAGGCGAAGAAGGAGGCGAAGAGGGUGAAGAAGGAGAAGAAGAAGCAGGCAAAGGCAAAGGCAAAGGCAGAGGCAAAGGCGGAGGCGAAGGCGGCAGUGGCAGCAGUGGAGGCACAUGAGGACGACGCGCAGGCCAGCCGUGUCGACGAGGACAUCCCGAUGGACGAGGUUGCGUUCGACGAGUUCGAAUCUCCGCUGGACGUUCCGCGCGUCUCCGCUGGACGUUCCGCGCGUCUCCGCCGGACGUUCCGCGCGUCUCCGCCGGACCUUCAGCCGGCUCAAUCCCCUCCCCUUCAACAACGAUGCCUCCUCCUCCGCCACCCGCUCCUCGCACCAAGCAACCGCGUCCCGCCACGCCCGAGCUUGGCGCGAAACGUCGUCACGAUACCGUGA
This is a messenger RNA of Peniophora sp. CBMAI 1063, 1335 nucleotides long. The record is from the annotation of a GenBank genome assembly. NCBI's taxonomy places the organism in Eukaryota, Fungi, Basidiomycota, Agaricomycetes, Russulales, Peniophoraceae.